CAUGGACUGCCACGUAGGGAGAGUUGGGGUGGGAAGAUCUGAUAUUUGUUACCAAAGGCAAAAGAUACAACUUAUCCAGAAGAAACAUGUCCUCGAGCACUGCAUUGUUUAUCCUUCUCUCCCUCCUCCCGAUAGCUCUGGGAGAACACCCUACCAUAGGUGUCCCUAACGGGGGCCCCUGGGGGGAAUGGGGCCCGGUGGAAUGGUGUCCUUGUGGUUUUCGUGCAAGAGGAUUCUCCCUAAAGGUUGAAGAAAAGAAGAACAUUGAAGAUGACACGGCUCUAAAUGGGGUCCGUCUGCUGUGUGUGAACCGCAAUGAUACAUCCCUGGAUGGUAGCAACGUGUACCCCAUCCAGUCUGCAGAAGCACGGUGGGGUGAGUGGACCGAGGUUUUGUGGUGCCCUGAAGGAUUUAUCAUAAGGUUCACCAUGCAGGUGGAGGCCCAUAAAAAAGGUGGAGAUGACACGGCAGCCAACAAUUUCAUGUUCCUCUGUUCUGACACCAUCGUCCAUAUGGGGCUGGGCAUGAACUGGGGCCAAUACGGGAAGUGGAGCAGGCGCUGCCACCACGGGAUCUGCGGGAUGAAGACCAAAGUGGAAUCUCCACAAGGAACCGGAGACGACACGGCCCUAAACGAUGUCCAGUUUAUAUGUUGCAAGGAAGGCGGCAGAUAAACACUGGGAUUAAAUGCUGCGCUGUAAUUGGGUAAAUGUGAUGGUCAUUUUGAUUUGAGAUCUAACCAAUAAUCCGAAAGAAAUAGAAGUGUAAACCCACUCGGUAAUUCAGCAGCAUGCGGUAUCUGCCCUUGUGUUCCCAGCUCCGUCCAUCUGCCUAAACUAUUACGGACUUUUUGCAUGCUUCAUAUUAAAGCCUAACUCCAAGCAAGUUAAAGGGGUUGUAAAGGUUCGUUUUUUAUUUUCUAA
Messenger RNA from Rana temporaria (common frog), 923 nucleotides. RefSeq names its product vitelline membrane outer layer protein 1-like. The coding region runs from base 87 to 674 and encodes 195 amino acids. Lineage: Eukaryota; Metazoa; Chordata; Amphibia; Anura; Ranidae. The transcript is spliced from 3 exons. The record is from RefSeq and is a predicted model, not a curated record.